Messenger RNA from Wallemia mellicola CBS 633.66, 995 nucleotides. RefSeq lists its product as hypothetical. Gene Ontology annotation, cellular component: membrane. Lineage: Eukaryota; Fungi; Basidiomycota; Wallemiomycetes; Wallemiales; Wallemiaceae. The record is from RefSeq and is a predicted model, not a curated record. The transcript has a single exon. Bases 73 to 978 code for a protein of 301 amino acids.
AGUUAUUUUGACCUCUUAAAGCACUCAGGUAGCUUAAAGCUUCUCUAUUUGAACGCCUCAAGCGAUCAACUUAUGGUUAUUGCAUGCAUUUACAAUAUUCUAUGGACAUACUCACUUAGUGAGAUUACGGGGAAUGUCUCACAAGUUGAUAGAGUAUGGACCGUCUUACCAUUGUUGUAUACAGCCAUACCAACGUUUGAUUUAGCAAUAAAAACAUAUUUACAAGCACCCCAAUCUACGUCAUUAGUUGAUGUCUUGAAGAUAACUGUCAACCAAAGAGCACUACUGUUGCUAGCCUUACAGUUCAUAUGGUCAUCCAGGCUGACAUUCAAUACAGCGAGAAGAGGUCUCAUGGCAUUCGCUUCGGAGGACUACAGAUGGCCAAUUCUAAAAAAGAAGCUUAACUGGUGGCAAUUUAAGCUUCUUAAUCUUUUCUUUAUUGCAAUCGCUCAGAAUAUACUCCAUUUGUUAACUGGUUUGCCCGCUUUCGUGUUGACAAAGACACCUCAGUAUGAUAUCAACCGGAACGAUUAUUUUCUCUUCACGCUAGGUGUAAUGAACAUUUUCGGUGAAUUUAUCGCUGAUAACCAACAAUACGCAUAUCAAAGCUGGAAGCAUGCAGAAUCUACGAUAGUAGCUUAUAACAACGGUACACUCACAAAGGAGGAGAAAAAAAAGUACACCGAUGGAUUCAAUACUUCUGGAUUAUUUGCGGUUUCAAGACAUCCAAAUUUUGCCUUCGAACAGACCAACUGGUGGAUAUGGGCAUUAUUGGUUGUACUAGGUAGUAAACAACCAGCUGAAGAGAUUUUAAGUACCUUCAUUUCACCUAUUUCUAUGUCACUUUUGUUCGAAUGUUCAACAAGGUUCACGGAGAGUAUAACUUCAUCCAAGUAUCCAAACUACAAAAACUAUAAGAAAAAAGUCGCAAUGUUCAUCCCGCAGUUUACUUUAUUAAAGAAUAUUUGUAAUAUCUGAAUGUAAUAUACGUCCAU